UCUCAUGGGGCUGCCGUUGUUUUCCCCUGAAUCCGGCGGUGGCCCUCAAAAAAUCAAGUCUCUUUCUCUUUUCUUUUAUUAGGUUGUUCUCUUCUUCCCUUUGAUUUUAUUUUUCCUUUUCCUUUUCCUUGCUGUUUCAUGCUUGUUCCUCCCCUUUCUGGAUUUCUUCCUUCCCAUGGAUGAUGACUUCUCUCCCUCCUUGAUGAGAUGUAUUUUGCUCCCACCUUGCUGGUUUCCAGAUCUUGUGUGGAUGAUCUCCAGGUAGAUCUUGGAGAGGUUCUGAGUUUGGUUCCCUAUGUCCUUUCUUGCGGCUGUUGUCCUCUCGUCGGCGAUGUGUUGUCCUUUCUAGUGAUUAUUCCCCGGCGAAGGACGUCUCAUGUUGACAGGAGUUUGUGCGGCGUGUUUUUGGAGAUAGGGGAUGCUUUUGGUAGCCACCAGGCAAUGCUUGGUCAACUGAUGUAG
Molecule: messenger RNA, 462 nt
Organism: Linum tenue
Lineage: Eukaryota; Viridiplantae; Streptophyta; Magnoliopsida; Malpighiales; Linaceae
Source: the annotation of a GenBank genome assembly